CCAAUGGUAUUUAUCUUGUCCUUCCUGUCAUGUCCUAUGCACUUCGUCUACGCCUGACGGCCUGAAUAUUAGGCAACCGAUUGAUCUGUGCGGGUUAAUAUCGGAUACUACUUCCAUACACACGUAGCCAACAACUUGCAUAGCACAUACCCGAACGGUUGCCUAUAGAAAUAUGGACCGUUUCCUUUUUGUAUACAGUGCGUGUUCAAAAAUAAAUACAUGCUUACAGAUAGCCGUCUACCAAUACCGCCUACUUGAAUAGGAAUAUGUGAAGCCGAUCAAAUAUUUUAAUACUUCGUAUACUAGCCAUCUGUAGUGAGAACAGCCAAUAUCAUGAAGUUCACAUAUCCUUGCCCGUACAAUAGAGUCAAGCUCCUUGGCUCCAGGUGUACGAGGCAUGUUGAAUAUAGCUAUAUAGUAGUCGUUAAAAAGGACGAGCAAGAGGGACACAACUACCUCGAGCCUUGCCGUCUGAUCCGCGGCCGCUCCAAGGUCAAAAGCGACCAGGCAAAGAGUGGCAUUCACACUGUCGACGCCCUUAAUACACCAGGUUACCAGUUCCUCCAGACGCGCGGUCUUAUCAUCAUUGAAAAUGAGAAGCUAGGUAAGGUCGCUAUGUUGCCCAUCGGCAUGGCGCAGGUGUCUUCAGUGAAGCUUGUCGAUAAACUCCGGGAGAAUUUUGACAAGAACGGUGAGAAGAUUGACGAUAAACCCGAUACGUUUGUUAAGAAAGGCGACGAGAUCUCGCACUUUGAGUUUGGUGGCUCGGACUGCGUCAUGCUGUUCGAGCAGAAUGCACGGGUUUCUGGAUUCCCGAGUUCCAAGUCCCAGACCCAUUUCUUCUACGGUGAGAAGUUGGCUACUGCCCAUCCAAUUUGAGGUUGAACCCCGCUAGGUACGUCUGGUCUUUUCUCUCGCUGUGGCGAGAAUAUGAGAUGUAAAUAGCGAAGGAAGUCGAGUGUUUUUUGUUUAUACAUAAAUCUGCACGAUCUGUAGGCAUAUAGCCGCUUGUACCCAAGCAGCAUUCCUGCUCUUCUUGCAGUUACAUAUACGGAACAUUCUAUCUAUAAGCAUAGCCAUAUCGCCCUAGUUACUGUGUUCUAGUUCAACACAUCAAUU
Molecule: messenger RNA, 1119 nt
Organism: Aspergillus glaucus CBS 516.65
Lineage: Eukaryota; Fungi; Ascomycota; Eurotiomycetes; Eurotiales; Aspergillaceae
Exons: 1
Coding region: 334-879 (181 amino acids)
Biological process (GO): phospholipid biosynthetic process
Molecular function (GO): phosphatidylserine decarboxylase activity
Source: RefSeq, a predicted model, not a curated record